Amoebophrya sp. A25 is the source of this 963-nucleotide messenger RNA. The record is from the annotation of a GenBank genome assembly. Lineage: Eukaryota; Dinophyceae; Syndiniales; Amoebophryaceae.
CAUAGUUGUAGUAGCGUCCUUGUAUAGAGAUACUUUCUUAGGCGAAGGAGGAGGCGAUCCUGACCCACAAUCCAUAUUAUAUAUGAUAAGCGACCAAUAAGCGACCAUCAUGGAGGAGGUGAAAGGGCAAGAGGCUUUGGCGACAUCGUUGCCACCGCCAAAAAGGAUGCCAACUUGGCGGAAGCUUGUCACCAUUUCGGUAGGUGUCGGGAGUAGUUUAACCUGCACGGGUCUGGUCUACGGAUUUGCUGCGCUGUACCCGAGAUUGAUACAAGUAUGAUAUGUGCAAUGGUGAUUAGCCUAACCGACGGUGGCUUAAACACUUAAAGAACGGGGAUCAUGACGCAGAAAGAACCACUCUCAGUUAUAAUCAUGUUGUCAUCGACACUAUUUCUUCGAAUUUGAACAACACUGAAUGAUCGUAAAAACAUUGCACUGAAAACCCUCUAAUCCCACACGGCGUAUUCUAUGGCGAUUGCCUUGCUCCGUCGAACGUAGAAAUGCGUCCGAUCACGCUGGAACUGGGUGACCAAGCUGAAGUGCCAACUAUCAGCCGCAACGUAGGCCUGAUCGCUCUCGUUCAAGAGCGAUUUUUCUCUGAGCAGGAAGAAGCAGGAAAACGGCAAGCAGCAAGUAGCAUGCUGAAGAACGCCGAACAGAGAGUAGGAGUGCAUCUUAGCAAUGACCUCAGGGCAAUGCUGGACCUGAACACGAUAGUACUAAGGAAAGCGAAAACCCUUGUUGGUGAUCUUGCAUCUUCUUCGUCCGUUCCAUUACAUCAGCAUUCUUCAGUACUGCAAGAACUAGAUGAAGAACAACCAACCUCAGGAGCAAUCCAUUCUUCAGCACUGCAAGAACUAGAUGAAGAACAAUCUUUUCCAUUACAUCAACAUUCUUCAGCACUGCAAGAACUAGAUCAAGACCAAGCUCCAGAGCCGAAAACAUGUGAGAGACAACAACUAG